This is a messenger RNA of Tuber aestivum (summer truffle), 2010 nucleotides long. The record is from the annotation of a GenBank genome assembly. NCBI's taxonomy places the organism in Eukaryota, Fungi, Ascomycota, Pezizomycetes, Pezizales, Tuberaceae.
ACCCUGGCGAUGUAUUAUUAUUACAAAGACAUCAACUUUCUCACUUUGACCCUUUCCUUCUUCACGACACUCGCUCAACCCCAAGCUCUCCCAUUUUACAAUAAUCUUAGUUUAAUGUAUCAUCUCGCGAAAGGCCUCUACUUUCAUGUUACCAGCAAAGAGGAGUACUCUGUUCUGUAAGAUCCCCCACCUUUGGCGCUUGGAUGCCCCACCACUAAACAACCAACCACCUGUCGCGUUCCCGCUGACGACUCUCAACUAGCCUCCUAGGACUGGACAAUGCUGGGAAAACGGUAUCUCGCAUUUCGCACUCCUCUAAACCCCUCCAGAAGCUCCCGAGCACACUCGCUGACCUCGCGUAGACCCUUCUCGAGAAGGUAAAAUCAAUAUACCUACCAAACGCACCACCCCCGCCAAAAGAGGGCGGAACGAUUCCCACGGUUGGGCAAAAUGUUUCCGUGAUCCCACUAACCUCUCCAACUAUCUACCUCAAGCUCUGGGAUAUCGGUGGUCAAUCCGCCCUACGCUCCCUCUGGAAAAGCUACUUCUCAUCCGCUCAUGCAAUUGUUUUUGUCAUUGACAGCACGGACGUCCCGCGCAUAGGAAAUGAGGUUAUCGAAGUACUGAAGGAGGUCGUUGAGCAUGAAGAGACAGAGGGCGUACCAGUGCUGGUAUUGGCCAACAAGCAGGACCGCGAGGAGAGCUUGGAGAUAGCACAACUGAAAGAGGUUGUGAAUCCUAUUGUGGUCAAGUUGGGGGCUAGGGAUAGCCGUGUUCUGCCUGUUUCCGCUCUGGAGGGGUGAGGGUUAAAUUGUUCCAACAGAUUUGUUUGCAUCUGCUGACUCACCGCAGAACUGGUGUUAAGGAGGCCGUGGAAUGGUUGAAGACGAGAGUUAUGUGGAAUAAGGAAUCCCGACCUCCUACUAUGCGCUGAUAUCGAAGCACACCUUCUGCGUGGAGCGCGGAUCGUGUUCUAUUCUUUCUGAAACCUACUUUUUCCCGGGUAGGUCUUAUAUGGUUGGGAAGAGGAGUAUUAAUUGUUUUAUCCUCCGUUCAUGGCGCUGAUAGGAAUUUGAUUUGCUUCUGCUACACUCGCGCAUUUGGUCUUUAGCUGAAGAGCUCUCGGGAGCGAGGAUGCUGUCUGUCACUACCUAAGUGUAUACUAUACCAACAAGCGCAAUCUGUGGCAAUGUAUCGUUUAGAGUGCAAUGAGCGACAGGGUCUGUUCCUCUGUAUCAACUGCUGGCUUUCACUCGGGAACAGUGUUCGGCAGAUAGCAAAGAUCGAUCUUGAGCUAGAAUUGAUGGGCUGGGCACUACGUGCAAGAGGCAUUAUCCCUUGAUCUCCCCUCUGCGCCCUAUAUCUAGUGCACCCGCCUCCUCUUUAAGAUACUAGGAGGUAGAUCUACAACAUAUUUAACGCAAUACCACUUACACACCGCCUAUAAACCUGGUGAAGGGAUUUUCUGAUCAAGCCACCCAUGAUUGUGCAAAAACAACUUCCUUCGGAGCAGCAGAAAUAGUGAGUUAUGGAGACACACCUUGGUUGUUUUAUUGGCCUGGCUUUGACAAGAACAUACCGGAGGCAAAACGGGAGCAUACGGGCGGGUGAAACCGGAUGCGAAAACACUUCACUAGAGAGGGUAUUGUACUGGAUGAGGGUUCAUUCAAUCAAGUUGGUGGAAGUCACCCUAUCGCCCAGAGCUUAGCCAAGUAUCAUAUACCCUUCUCUCUCUUCGGGUCAAUACUAAGCAGAAUGAUCUUUCGCCGACAGGGCUCGUCAUUAGAAACACUCACCUAUUCCUUCCCUACUCGGGACUUAUUUUCGACAGCCUCAGUGAAUACGAAAAACCAGCCAACAACCAGCUUGAGGAACGAGACUUAUCAUACUUCAUGCUAAGUAUUUCACCCCUGCCUGUCCAUUUCUUCGGCCCUUAUCUAUCCUUAUUUCACCUCCCUGCCCCUGCGUAUCUGACUUCAUCCACCCUUACCGCUUCCUUUGAGUUGUUUC